Cygnus olor (mute swan) is the source of this 4607-nucleotide messenger RNA. RefSeq names its product purine rich element binding protein A (gene PURA). The transcript has 2 exons. Bases 1 to 999 code for a protein of 332 amino acids. Gene Ontology annotation, cellular component: nucleus. The record is from RefSeq and is a predicted model, not a curated record. NCBI's taxonomy places the organism in Eukaryota, Metazoa, Chordata, Aves, Anseriformes, Anatidae. Gene Ontology annotation, biological process: regulation of transcription by RNA polymerase II. Gene Ontology annotation, molecular function: DNA-binding transcription factor activity, RNA polymerase II-specific; purine-rich negative regulatory element binding; RNA polymerase II transcription regulatory region sequence-specific DNA binding.
AUGGCGGACAGAGACAGCGGCAGCGAGCAGGGCGGCGGCGGCGGCGGCGGCGGCGGCGGCGGCGGCGGCGGGGGCGCGGCGGGCGCCGGGGGGCCGGGCUCGGGCGGCGGCGGCGGCGGCGGGCCGGGCGGCGGGCUGCAGCACGAGACGCAGGAGCUGGCCUCCAAGCGGGUGGACAUCCAGAACAAGCGCUUCUACCUGGACGUCAAGCAGAACGCCAAGGGCCGCUUCCUCAAGAUCGCCGAGGUGGGCGCCGGCGGCAACAAGAGCCGCCUGACGCUCUCCAUGUCGGUGGCGGUGGAGUUCCGCGACUACCUGGGCGACUUCAUCGAGCACUACGCGCAGCUGGGGCCCAGCCAGCCGCCCGAGCUGGCGCAGGCGGCCGACGAGCCGCGCCGGGCGCUCAAGAGCGAGUUCCUGGUGCGGGAGAACCGCAAGUACUACAUGGAUCUGAAGGAGAACCAGCGCGGGCGCUUCCUGCGCGUUCGCCAGACCGUCAACCGCGGCCCGGGGCUGGGCGCCGCGCAGGGCCAGACCAUCGCGCUGCCGGCCCAGGGCCUGAUCGAGUUCCGCGACGCCCUGGCCAAGCUCAUCGACGACUACGGCGUGGAGGAGGAGCCGGCCGAGCUGCCCGAGGGCACCUCCUUGACUGUGGACAACAAGCGCUUCUUCUUCGACGUGGGCUCCAACAAGUACGGCGUCUUCAUGCGGGUGAGCGAGGUGAAGCCCACCUACCGCAACUCCAUCACCGUCCCCUACAAGGUCUGGGCCAAGUUCGGCCACACCUUCUGCAAGUACUCGGACGAGAUGAAGAAGAUCCAGGAGAAGCAGCGGGACAAGCGCGCCGCCGCCGCCGCCCCCGCGGGCGCCGGGGCCGGGGCCGAGCCGCCGCCCGAGGCGGAGGGCGCCGCCGCCGUCGCCGCUGCCGCCGCCGCCGCCGCCGCCGCCGCCGGGCCGCCCGGCGCCCUGCUGCAGGCCGAGGAGCCCGAGGAGGACUGACCGCCCGCCGGCCGGCCGGCCGGCCGCCCCCGCCGCCGCGCGGACAGAGACAGAGACUGCGCCCGCCCGGGCGGGCGGCGGCCGCGGGGAGCGGCGGCGAGCAGACGUCCCCGGCCACGACCCCCCGGGAGCACCCCCCCGCCCGGCAGCCUCCACCGACCGACAGCAACGCCUCCGACCCGCCACCCAUCGCUGGAUGUUCCUCCACUUUACCCACCGUAUCAAACAACUUUUACCAGUAAAUAUCGGUUUAUUCCUGAAACCAGAAGCCCUAAACAUACCUUUGUUUAUAAGGUCAGUUGCCGUUUUGUCUCUCUUGUUCCCCGCUUCCCCCAGUACAAACCGGCAGGUGAUUGAAAGGUACCAAGCUUUCUUUCUAGUUUUCCUGCUCUGCAACUCUGGAAAUGGAGCCCACGAGACCUAGAGCCUUCGCUUGGUAAUGUAGACCUAAGUUUACAAAUUAUUAUUUAACAUUUUAAAGUCUACUUUCAAGGACAGAGGUGUUCCUGUCUGCCUGGUAUGGGACUGAUACAAACUCCUGCAGAUGCAUAAAGUGGUUCACCUUCCCAGAACCUGUGGGCAGGUGUCUCACAAGCAUCUUCAGGACUGGGCUUGGAAAGUAAUUAUUCCAAAAGUAUGCACUGCAAAAUGACUUCUCUGUUUUACAGUGAAGAGGAUGGGGGUAGGGAAGGGUGGGAACAGAAUAUGGAUAUGAUUUUUUCCUGAUUUUUUUAAUUUCUUUUUCUAUUUUCUGCUAGAAAGGCUUCUCUAUCGUAAAGGAAGCAUAAAGUGGGAAGGAGGGAGAGAAUUUGAACAUUGCCCAUCCUAAACUAGUUGUAAACUCUUCCCCGAAGGCUGAGAGAAAAGGCAGGUGAAAGGUCUGAUCCUUAAAAGGACAUUGCUAGGUAUUUGGGACUUCAAAAGCAGCUGGCAUUUUUAAUGACUGCAAUUGAUUUAGGUAAUUUUCAGAAUUUUUCAAGACAAAUCAACUUGGGAGAGUUGAAGCCUCCCUUUUUUCUAAGUAUUUGCAGCCCAAACACAACAAUAUUAUGCUAAUAGUUGAGAAACAGUGAAACUGAUAAUAGAAAAUGGGUUGACUGCACAGUCCCAGCAAAUUUUUUUCUUUUGAAUAAACAAUCUGAAAAAAAAAUCAAAACCACCCUAAGCCAAAAAAAUGCAACCUCUCCAAAAGCAAGCAGUACAGACUCUCAGAUGCUUAGUGUGGUUUUAUCAUGCAUAGCUGGCAAGAGCAUUUCUGGUAUAGCUGCAACCUAACUAUGUCCCUUUAAGGCUAACUUCAUCCCAGUGAAACAAAAGAUGAGGUUUCGCACUGUAGAGCAGAUCAAAGCUCCUGCAGCUGUAGUUGGAGUCCAUAAUGAUGGGAGUCUUCCAGCUGUACACUCUGAGCUGAAAACUACCUUUCCUCCCCUUUUGCAGCCUGUGUGGUUCUGAUUGCUGGCAGUUCUGUAAUACAACUUUAAUCUGAGCAGUUGAGGCUGGUCCCACCUUAUCUUCAGACGUCUUGCGGAGGACUCCUGUUACCAGUUUGGUACUCAAAAGCUACACCCCACCAUGAGAAGUCACUUAUUUUUUAAAAGGCAGUGAUAGAUUACCCUCUCUAGCUCUAAUGGGAAAAUUAUAUUGCAAUGCAACUUUAUAAUAAAUUGUUCAUAUAUUCAUAAUUCUGUGGCAAUCCCAAAUUGGAGAACAGAUCUGUUAAAGGUAUAUAUUAGUCUAGAUUUUUUCUUAUUGUAAAUACUGUAAUUUUAUAAUACUGUCAAUAUUUUAUUAACUUAGAAAUAUUUAACAGAGUUUAAUCUAUGGUAGUUGAUUUAUUUAUAGGUUUAUGUUGCAGCCAAUAUUGAAUUGCAUUCUAAUGUAAGAUUAACUUUAAGUAUGUAUACGUUGAUUUAAUAUAUCAUUGGAAAGAUUAAGAAUAGAGAAAAUUCUCACUCUUAAUCUGUAAUAUUUAUCCCCCGAUUCCUGGCUCAGAAUUCUUUAAUUAAAUAUUACAAGCUUUCAAAAGCGCAUGAAGAUAACAAUUGAAGUUGAAUCAUGUCAUUUGAAAACUUGAAUUUUGAAAUGUACCUGGCUUUUUUGCCCUGUUUGUAGUGAACACAGUUGCUUCAAUAUCUAAUCUAUAUAGUAUGGAAGUCUUUAUUUUGAGCAAAGGGACACUCUCAGAUCAAUCUUUGCUUCUUGUUUCAUGAAGAAGAAAAAAAUAAGCAAAACUCACCCAGUGCUUGUGUGUUAAUUCCUUCUUAAUCACAAGGUAAAAUUCCUUUUUUUGUUGGAUUGUUUAUUUGGCUUAAAGCAUUUCCAGAGCACCUGCAUCCCGGAGCCAUGCAGCCCAGCAUGGAGAUGCAGGCAGCCAGCAGGACCCUGCCCCAGCCGCAGCACGCAGGGUCCCUCCAGCACAGGCUUGGUGCCAUCCUUGCCACAUAGUGCAGACAGAUUUGGUCUCUGGCACUGGUUAUAAUCUUAGCUUGGCAAGGUGGAUAAAAGUGUGCUAAAUGUCUAAACCUUGCCCUUUUUCGAUCAAAGUUUCUCUUCACAAAUUUGUUUUUUUUGUGUGUGUGCAUUUUGUGUUUUUGUUUUUUUUUUUUUCAUGUAUAUAUAUUUUAGCCUGAUAGUGUCCCUUUGUCUGUAUAAAGAUGUUCACUUUCUCUGAAAAAUAAGUACAAGUUAUUUUCUUUUUAAGACAGGGGGGAAUUCAUCUGUAAUAUGUUUGCAACAUAACAUGCAUAAAGAUACCAAAAAUAUAUCAAGGGUUUCAUGAGAGGUUUUUGUUUGUUUGUUUGUUGUUUGUUUGUUUGUUUUUGAGUGUAAAAGUUAAUCUUUAUUAGAGAUGUGCCAAUCUAUACUGCUUUAUUGUAGUGUUGUUAUAUUUAGGCAUUUCAGUUAACUUACAAAUAUAUACUGUAACAGUAUACUUUGUACAGAUUUAUUUAAAAUUUAUUUGAAAACUGAAAUAAAUUAGGCAGAAAAUAAAGAUAUUUAUUUUUCAUUUGACUAUGUAAGAAGGUAUCAUUUUUUUGAUUUUAGUGCACUGGUGUACCAAGCCUCAGAACCACUGCUUUCUUCAGUUCAUAGGAUGCUUUUCAGAGACUGUGGAUAUGUGUAUGUGUACUGUUAUGUUUAUAAGUAAAUGCCAACAAUGGAGUUCAUUGCUUUUAUACAUCCCAAAGAGAAGUUCUCCACCGUUUAUUUUCUGUUUUCUGACCGAAAAGGCAUGUGCUUUUGAACAGUGUCGUUGAAAGUUCUGCCAUCCCACUUUCACAUCAGCUUAUGCCAAUACCAGGAUGGGAGGAUUUGCCUGCGUACCUUUCCUAGUACACCACAUUCACCAGUGGCAUCGGCAGGGAGCAGUUCAAACGUGUGUCCUUUGGGUUUUAUGUAAAGCAAAUGCAGAACAAGAAAAAUCAAGAUGUUAAAUUCAUUAGAAAACAAAUUCCUUAUUGUACAGUAGUAUGGAAAUCUCUAGUCAACAUGCCAUUAAUAAUAGAUUCUUAUUUUUGAAUGAUCUAUUUAAAAGAACAGCAAGCAUUGUAUUUGCUAGUAAAUCUGAAGUGUUUACAUGGAACUACUAAAUAAAUUAUUUGAUCUAA